Molecule: messenger RNA, 957 nt
Organism: Ziziphus jujuba (common jujube)
Lineage: Eukaryota; Viridiplantae; Streptophyta; Magnoliopsida; Rosales; Rhamnaceae
Product: probable histone H2A variant 3
Exons: 2
Coding region: 387-794 (135 amino acids)
Cellular component (GO): nucleosome
Molecular function (GO): structural constituent of chromatin; DNA binding; protein heterodimerization activity
Source: RefSeq, a predicted model, not a curated record
CAUAAGGAUAAAAACAAAUUGAAUAAAAAAUUGGAGGAGGAGGAGUUCAAAAAAGUUGGAACUUGGGUUUGGUUCAGCUUCCCUAGUUGUAAGCGUCCCACUUCCAUGAAUGUCGGAUAUCCCUAAGAAAGCAAAAAGCGGAAGGCAAAUCCGUGACAUCGUAAAUAAAAUCUCAAAAGAAGAACUUCUGUUGGUAAAAGAUUCCGAGGGUGGUUUGGUCUUUUUACAAUUUAAGGUGUGGAGCGGCUCAGGUCAUCUUCCUCCUCCUCCUAUUUAUUUAUACUGUCUCUGUCAGACCCAGCUCACUCUGUGUUAACUCUUUAGAUCUCUCUCUCAGUCUCUGCUCGAAUAAUAAUUAAAAAAAAAAAAACCAUUUUGGCGGGAAAAUGUCGGGGAAGGGAGCUAAGGGACUGAUAACGGGGAAGUCCGCCUCCAACAAGGACAAGGAGAAGGACAAGAAGAAACCCGUCUCUCGCUCCUCUCGUGCUGGCCUCCAGUUUCCAGUUGGCCGAGUGCACCGCCUAUUAAAGCAUAGGGUUGCAGCAAAUGGAAGGGUAGGAGCAACAGCUGCUGUUUAUACUGCAGCUAUCUUAGAGUAUCUAACAGCUGAGGUGUUGGAGUUGGCCGGAAAUGCAUCCAAGGAUUUGAAAGUUAAACGCAUUACGCCGAGGCAUUUGCAGUUGGCGAUCCGUGGGGAUGAAGAACUUGACACACUCAUUAAAGGAACCAUAGCUGGUGGAGGAGUUAUACCUCACAUUCACAAAUCACUAAUCAACAAAUCAUCCAAGGAGUAGAAAGUUAAUAAACUAAUUGAAGAAAGCUAUAAUCCUGUUAAAGAUCCUCGUUAUGCUUUUGGUACUUGGCCGUUGGUAAUUUGAUUGACAAUCUGUUUGUUUUUUAUGGUUUAUAACCAGAUAUCAUUUCCUUUUCAGUUAAGGCACUUGCAUAGAAUAGAAA